AUGCCAAUUGAAAUUGGAGAACAAGCACCUGAUUUCACUUUAUACAACACAGAACGAAAAGAAAUCUCUCUUAAAGAUUUAUCAUCCACAUCGAAUGUUGUUUUACUUUUUUUUCCAUUGGCUUUUACUGGUACUUGUACGAAAGAAUUAUGUUCUACAAGAGAUGAAAUUAGUGAAUAUGAAAAUUUAAAUGCAACUGUUAUUGCCAUUUCAGUUGAUUCACUUUUUUCUUUGGGAAAAUUUCGUCAGGACAAUGAACUUCCAUUCGAUUUGUUAUCCGAUUUUAAUAAAGAAGUUUCUCGAAAAUAUGAUUCACUUUAUGAAGAAUUUCCAUUAUUUGGUCUUAAAGGUGUUACAAAACGAAGUGCUUUUGUUAUUGAUAAACAUGGAAUAAUUAGAUAUGCUGAAAUACUUGCUGAUGCGACGAAACUUCCAGACUUUGCUAAAAUUAAAGAAGCCUUGGAAAGUUGCGACAAAUCAUAA
Messenger RNA from Rotaria socialis, 483 nucleotides. Lineage: Eukaryota; Metazoa; Rotifera; Eurotatoria; Philodinida; Philodinidae. The record is from the annotation of a GenBank genome assembly.